AGGAGACGCGCUUGUGUGACCCCAGCCUCGCCGGGGGCGGCUCGGUGUCCACGCAGCUGGCCUCGGGAACCUGCCACACCAAGUGGCCCGCGUGCCUGGAAGGGGAGGCCUGCCUUGCAGUCUCUCUGAGGCUUUAUGUUGAAUCUCUGGGACUCGCAGGUGUAGGUGGUGGGAGGAGGUCGGGGCCAGUCCGUGUGACUGGGGAAGCGAGACCCCGAGAAGACCCCGUGGGGAAGUGGAGGCCUUCCAGGACAGUGAGAGCCGGAUGUGAGAACUUGAAGGAAGCAUUGUGCUUUCUAGUGCGCGUGCAGGAGUUAGCAAGUAGAUCAGACCUCCGAGACCAGGUGACGGGACAGACGAUGGGCCGAGGGCUGUUCGGAGCAGGCCACAAAUAGAGGAAAUGGGCUUUCUAGGUGCAGAAGGGAGCCAAUGGGAAGGAGUUUAAGGUAGGAGACAGCUAAGGCCAUGGGGCUGAAGCAGAAGGGGGCACAGCGCUCUGUGAUGAAAGCCGUGGCAGAGCUCAUAGGUUAGAGCCUUUUUGCCCAAGGCGAGCGCUUGGCCCUUGUGUUACUGCAGGAUUUUUUUUUUUUUUUUAACCUUACCUCGUUUACGUUUUCAAAAAUAUUACUUGGCCUUCUAGAUGGAGAAGGGUGGAAGUUGACUUGUUAGGGGCUGUUGCAGCAGGCUAAGGGAGAGGUGACAGUAGUGUCCCCACAGUGGAAAUGGGGAGAAUUAGGUUCAGAAUGAAUGAAUUUUGGAGGUAGAGCUUGCAGGACGUAGUGCGAGUUGGAUGCGAAGUGUUUGGGAGAAGGAGGAACCAAGGACUUCCUACAGGAAGAUAGUUUGGAUCCGGAGUUGUAUUUUGAACAAACUAAGUUGGAUGACAACAGCAACACGACAAGAAGUUCUUGGCCUCUACCGCAGCAUUUUCAGGCUCGCGAGGAAAUGGCAGGCGGCAUCAGGGCAGAUGGAAGACACCAUUAAGGAAAAACAGUACAUACUAAAUGAAGCCAGAACGCUGUUCCAGAAAAACAAAAAUCUCACGGACCCAGACCUGAUUAAACAAUGUAUAGAUGAAUGCACAGCCAGGAUUGAAAUUGGACUUCAUUACCAGAUUCCUUACCCAAGGCCAAUUCACCUACCUCCAAUGGGCCUGACCUCCCUACGAGGCCGGGGACUUCGAAGCCAGGAGAAACUGAGGAAACUUUCCAAACCAGUGUAUCUCAAGUCUUAUGAUGAAGUUUCCUAAUCCAGAAGGAAGUUUAUUUCUGAGAAUGAUGAGCCAACAUGAUCUUGAAUGUAAACCAGAUGUCAAAACCCAUCUCCUUAACCAGGGGCAAAAAUCCAAGUAUCUUCUUAAGAUGUGUAAAACUUUGUGCUUAUUAUACAUCCUUAGAGUUUGUCAGAGUCUUGCUGCCUGAGUGGAUGACAUUAACCUGGAGGUCAGGGGCCCUAAUCGCCCUGAAAACACUGUUGGAGAUAAGACUAAGUCCUGUGGGAGGAAGGAUGAGAGUGAUGGAGCUUCUCAUGGGAAUGCUGUUCACCGACAGACCAGCUGAUGCAAACUGUUGAAAGUCCUCAUGACUGCUAUAAAACUGUAUGCCACCUUCGGAAUGUUUUUAAACUUUUUUUUUUCCAAGUUAAAGAUUUGCUUAAAAGUAGAGUUUUCUGAGUGUGCUUUUUGAUUCCCCUUAAAAGGGGCUUCACUGAAUUGACUGUAGUUUCUCAAAGAAUUUUUAUAUGAGCCAUUCCUCCCCCAUACACAUAAACAAAAGUACAUGUCAUAGUUAAAUUGCAUAUGGUUAUCUUAAAGAUGCACUUAAGAUCUGUAAAGCUCACUUGAAACUCAUACUGUAUUCAUUUUGAAUGUUUUACCUUAACAUAAUUAAAAAUACAAGGCCCCAGUUGGCUUUCAAAUUAUGUCUAAACACAAAUGAGACAAACAGAUCAAAACACAAAGAAAUUACAGCCCUGCAUGUAUGGAGUCAGAGAGUCCCUUGUCGAGUCAUUUGUGCAUCAUUGUCAUUUCCUCUUACCUCCAGAGAGGAUGGGCGUCACCAAUAAAGACAAAUCUCUAUUAA
Lepus europaeus (European hare) is the source of this 2081-nucleotide messenger RNA. It is a transcript of the gene LYRM1, whose product is annotated as LYR motif containing 1. The record is from RefSeq and is a predicted model, not a curated record. The coding region runs from base 791 to 1249 and encodes 152 amino acids. Gene Ontology annotation, cellular component: mitochondrion. NCBI's taxonomy places the organism in Eukaryota, Metazoa, Chordata, Mammalia, Lagomorpha, Leporidae. The transcript has 4 exons.